AUGGAUGAUUUUCUGAAAGACCUAGAUAGCGCACAACGAAAAAAAAAUCUCCUACAGCAAUUUCUAGUUGAGAGAGAGUCCCAACAAAAAUCCGGGCAAAGUGUAGGACUUCUCAAUGAAAAAAUCCGAGGCGGCUUAUCAGAUCUCACAGUUAUUCUUGACUCUCUUCAAAAUCAAGUGAUUUUAUACGACAAAGAUCCCUCAAAAUACAAAAUGGCUCCAAAAGAAAUAGAAAGAAGAAAAGCUUUGGUCCAAGAACUUGAAGCUGAAUUCAACAUAAUUCAAGACAAAAACAAAGAAGCCUACAGAGCAUCGAGAAAUGCCCCAGUCGUCAAUAUCAAAAGGGAUAAGUAUGGAGAAGAGACAGCAGAGACUAAAAAUCUGUCAAAUCAAGACUUAAAAUCAGCCAAAGCCCAGAUGUUGAAAGAUCAAGACGUGGUGGUUGACCAAUUGAUUGGGGUUAGCGAUAAUUUGCUUGUAGCUGCACAAGGAAUUGGAGAUGAGGUGGAUUUACAUAAUGCACUGCUGGAUAGUGUGGAUAAGAAUGUUGAUCAUACCCAAGCGAAAAUGGAUAGGACGCAAUUUAGGAUGAAAGAGUUAAUAAUGAAGUCAUCUGACUCCUGCUUGCUACUUAUAGUGGUUAUUUUAAUUGUAGCAAUAGUCCUGGUUUUAGUUUUAUUAUAG
Molecule: messenger RNA, 684 nt
Organism: Blepharisma stoltei
Lineage: Eukaryota; Ciliophora; Heterotrichea; Heterotrichida; Blepharismidae
Source: the annotation of a GenBank genome assembly